AUGUGGCUCAAUACCACUGAUUCCCCCUUCCUGCUUACUGGCUUCCCAGGCAUGGAGAAGACACAUCCCUGGAUCUCCAUUCCUUUAUUGGUGGUCUACGUCUCCAUACUUCUUGGCAAUGGCACCCUUCUCUUUCUCAUUAGGGAUGACCAUAACCUCCAUGAGCCCAUGUAUUAUUUCUUAGCUAUGUUGGCAGCUACAGACCUUGGAGUGACAUUGACCACAAUGCCCACAGUGUUAGGAGUGUUAUGGUUAAAUCACAGAGAGAUUGGCCAUGGGGCCUGCUUCUCUCAGGCCUACUUUAUCCAUACUCUUUCUAUCGUGGAGUCAGGUGUCUUGCUUGCCAUGGCCUAUGACCGUUUCAUUGCCAUCUGCACCCCAUUAAGAUAUACUUCCAUCCUUACCAACACCCAGGUAAUAAAGAUUGGAGUGGGGGUAUUGACAAGAGCUGGUCUGUCAAUUAUGCCAAUAAUUAUUCGCCUGCACUGGGUUCCCUAUUGUCGAUCCCAUAUACUCUCUCAUGCUUUCUGUCUGCACCAAGAUGUCAUCAAGUUAGCCUGUACUGACAUCACCUUCAAUCGUCUCUAUCCAGUUGUGGUUGUAUUUGCAAUGGUCCUUUUGGACUUUCUCAUUAUUUUUUUCUCCUACAUUGUGAUUCUCAAGACUGUCACUGGCAUUGCUUCUGGGGAAGAAAGGGCCAAGGCUCUCAACACUUGUGUCUCCCACAUCUGCUGUAUCCUGGUCUUCUAUGUCACAGUAGUCGGCCUGACAUUUAUUCAUAGGUUUGGAAAGCAUGUUCCUCAUGUGGUUCACAUCACAAUGAGUUACAUCUACUUUCUUUUCCCCCCUUUUAUGAACCCUGUCAUCUAUAGCAUUAAAACUAAACAGAUCCGACAUAGUGUACUUCGUUUAUUUUCUCUGCCUCACAGUAGAGCCUGA
Messenger RNA from Carlito syrichta (Philippine tarsier), 939 nucleotides. RefSeq names its product olfactory receptor 51B6. Bases 1 to 939 code for a protein of 312 amino acids. The record is from RefSeq and is a predicted model, not a curated record. NCBI's taxonomy places the organism in Eukaryota, Metazoa, Chordata, Mammalia, Primates, Tarsiidae. The transcript has a single exon. Gene Ontology annotation, cellular component: membrane. Gene Ontology annotation, biological process: G protein-coupled receptor signaling pathway. Gene Ontology annotation, molecular function: olfactory receptor activity; G protein-coupled receptor activity.